This is a messenger RNA of Quercus lobata, 942 nucleotides long. RefSeq lists its product as uncharacterized. The transcript is spliced from 3 exons. The coding region runs from base 1 to 942 and encodes 313 amino acids. The record is from RefSeq and is a predicted model, not a curated record. Lineage: Eukaryota; Viridiplantae; Streptophyta; Magnoliopsida; Fagales; Fagaceae.
AUGUAUGAAGUUCCGUAUGAAGACAAUUGUUCAAAAUUGACGUUAGGUUGCUGUAAUCUAAUACAAUAUCAUAUUGAUUUUAAUAAACUCAAAGGAUUAGUAACUCUUAUUCUAGAUGUAGUUAUUAUAGAUGAAACUGUUAUGGCAAGUAUGCUUUCUACGUGUACCCUACUUGAGGGUCUGACCUUAGAUGCCUGCAAUGUUGUUUCAAAUCUAAUUGUUACUGGUCCACCAUCUCUUCGUCUGAAAAUGUUGAAAGUGCGCUAUUGUUCUACAAAGAAGAUUGAGAUUUCUGCUGCAAAUCUCAUUGCAUUUGAUUUUAGUGGAGACAUUACGCGUAUUUCUUCCUUCAGCGCUCCACGAUUGUUGAAGGUGCGUUUUAACACAGGUACUAAAGCCAGCACAUUUGCACAUGGACUAGCCCAAUUCGCCUCCCAUCCUUGUCUAGAGAACCUUUCUCUUAUUAUGUACUCUAAUACAGUGAAAGAAAUACCCCAAAGCAUACCAUUAUUCAAGAAUCUCAAAGAAUUGAACAUGAAUGUCUGGAACUCAAGUUAUGGCUCAGAGGAGGAUGAACUCUUGUGGGUUUUUUUUGUUCUCAAGGCUACUCCUCUUUUGCAGAAACUUGAACUUACGGUGUGUGCGCAAGACUUCUAUGAGAACCAACUAGAAAUACGGAGUUUCUCUGGUUUUUCACAUGAUCAGUUGAGACAAAUUGAGAUGCAUGGGUUUGUGGGUAACUGGUAUGAAGUUGAGUUUGCGAUUUAUAUGCUCGAAAGCUUAAAAAAACUCGAGUUAAUGGUUAUCGACCCAUCUACGAGAUGUUAUCGCAAUGGAAUGUGGGCCAAUUAUGUAGAUUCUUCUUGGGAAGAAAAACACAAGCCAAUUGUCCAAGACAAACUUGAGAAAGUGAAAACGAGUGCUCAACUUAGAAUCUUAUAA